Molecule: messenger RNA, 1902 nt
Organism: Panicum hallii
Lineage: Eukaryota; Viridiplantae; Streptophyta; Magnoliopsida; Poales; Poaceae
Product: probable methyltransferase PMT2
Exons: 6
Coding region: 1-1902 (633 amino acids)
Cellular component (GO): cytoplasm; trans-Golgi network; endosome
Molecular function (GO): methyltransferase activity
Source: RefSeq, a predicted model, not a curated record
AUGGCGAACAAGAGCAGCUCGGGGGCGCGGAGCCCGCUGAGCCUGGUGGUCGCCAUGGCGCUGUGCUGCUUCUUCUACGUGCUCGGCGCGUGGCAGCGCAGCGGCUACGGCAAGGGCGACCGCAUCGCCGCGGCCGUGAACCGGCAGACGGCCUGCGGCGGCCCCGACGCCGCCGCCGCGGGGCUCAGCUUCGAGACGCACCACGGCGGCGACGCCGCAGCCGCGACCGCGAACGCGUCGGCGGCGGCGGCGGCUGCGGCCGGCACGGCUCCGGAGUUCGCGCCGUGCGCGGCGGCGCUGGUGGACCACACGCCGUGCCACGACCAGGACCGCGCCAUGAAGUUCCCCCGCAAGAACAUGGUGUACCGGGAGCGGCACUGCCCCGCCGACGGCGAGCGGCUGCGGUGCCUGGUCCCCGCGCCGCCGGGCUACGUGACGCCGUUCCCCUGGCCCAAGAGCCGCGACUACGUGCCUUUCGCCAACGCGCCCUACAAGAGCCUCACCGUGGAGAAGGCCGUCCAGAACUGGGUCCAGUACGAGGGCACCGUCUUCCGCUUCCCCGGCGGCGGCACGCAGUUCCCGCAGGGCGCCGACAAGUACAUCGACCGCCUCGGCUCCGUCGUCCCCUUCGCCGGCGGCCACGUCCGCACCGUCCUCGACACCGGAUGCGGCGUGGCGAGCCUCGGCGCGUACCUGGACUCCCGCGGCGUGAUCGCCAUGUCCUUCGCGCCGCGCGACUCGCACGAGGCGCAGGUCCAGUUCGCGCUGGAGCGCGGCGUGCCGGCCUUCAUCGGCGUCCUCGGCUCCGUCAAGCUCCCCUUCCCGCCGCGCUCCUUCGACAUGGCGCACUGCUCCCGCUGCCUCAUCCCCUGGGGCGGCAACGGCGGGAUGUACAUGAUGGAGAUCGACCGCGUGCUCCGGCCGGGCGGCUACUGGGUGCUCUCCGGCCCGCCGAUCAACUGGAAGACGAACCACAAGGCGUGGGAGCGCACGGAGGCCGACCUCGCCGCCGAGCAGCAGCGGAUCGAGGAGUACGCCGCCAUGCUCUGCUGGGAGAAGGUCACGGAGAUCAACGAGGUCGGCAUCUGGCGGAAGCGGCCGGACCCCGCCGCCGCCUGCCCGAACAGGCCGGCCGUCCGGACCUGCGACGAGGCCAACCCCGACGACGUCUGGUACAAGAACAUGGAGACGUGCAUCACGCCGCCGGCCGGCGCCGGCGCCGGCGAGCUGCUGCCGUUCCCUGCGCGCCUGGGGGCCGUGCCGCCGCGGAUCUCGUCGGGCGCCGUGCCGGGCUUCACGGCGGAGUCGUACGCGGAGGAGAACCGGCGGUGGGAGCGGCACGUGGCGGCGUACAAGAAGGUGAACUACAAGCUCAGCAGCGAGCGGUACCGGAACAUCAUGGACAUGAACGCCGGCGUGGGCGGGUUCGCGGCAGCGAUCUUCUCCCCCAAGGCGUGGGUCAUGAACGUCGUGCCGACCGCCGCCGAGCUCUCCACCCUCGGCGUCGUCUACGAGCGGGGCCUUAUCGGCAUGUACCAUGACUGGUGUGAAGCAUUCUCUACCUACCCAAGAACAUACGACCUCAUACACGCCAAUGGGAUCUUCACCCUCUACAAGGACAGGUGCAAGAUGGAGGACAUCCUGCUGGAGAUGGACCGGAUCCUGCGGCCCGAGGGCACGGUGAUCCUCCGGGACGACGUCGAGAUCCUGCUCAAGGUGCAGCGGACGGCCAAGGGGAUGCGGUGGAAGACGCUGAUGGCGAACCACGAGGACAGCCCCAACAUCCGCGAGAAGGUGCUCUUCGCCGUCAAGCGGUACUGGACCGCCGCCGGCGAGGGAUCGGCGUCGGAGGAGCAGAAGAACACGGGCAGCUCUCCGGAAGGCAAGGGUUCAGAGGAUUAA